CCGGCAUCAACUACCAUUGUUCUAUUCGCCACAAAGAAAUCACUAUGGUCUUCGUCGCUCGCGCACUCAUCGCUGCGACCGUGGCCAGUGUCGUUGCCGCCGACGUUUCCAAGAUUCACCCCAAGCUUCUCCAGAAGCUGGAGUCCUCCACGGUUGCCCAAAACAUCAUCGUCGAGUUCAAGGGCACUGCCGAAGAAGCGCUCGCCGCGCCCAAGCUUGAGGCAGCGUCGUUAGCGUCGCGUGCGGAACGCGCCGAGCUGGUCCGGACGACCCUUGUUGACAACGCCGCCUCAGCGCAAGCGUCCGCGCUCAAGCUCAUUCAGAGCUCCAAGCUUGAGUCUGCGGCCAAGCCAACGCAGCUCUGGAUUAGCAACGCCCUCUUCAUUAAAAGCGCCGAGAAGGACCUCAUCAAUGCUCUUGCGAAGCUGCCCGAGGUCGCCUUCGUCCGUCCCGAAGCCAUGGGCCGCCUCAUCACCUCCGAGAUCUCGACGUCCGAAGCCGUUGCCGCCAACACCACAGAAUGGGGCCUCAACAUCAUCCAGGCGCCGGAGGUGUGGGCCAAGGGUUACCGUGGCCAGGGUGUCGUCGUUGGUUCCAUUGACACGGGUGCUCGUGCCACACACGAAGCGCUGAAGGGCAACUUCCGCAGCCUCAACGGCUGGUUUCAGCCCGAAGGUCGAUCGCCUACCCCUGUCGACAACAACGGCCACGGUACGCACACGGUCGGCACGUCUGUCGGCGGCAACGGUGUCGGCGUCGCGCCCGAUGCCAAGUGGAUCUCGUGCGAAGGCUGCCUUCCCAGCGGCAAGUGCCCCGAGUCUGUGCUCGUGGCUUGUGCGCAGUUCAUGCUCUGCCCGCACGACGCCGAAGGCAAGAACCCGCGGUGCGACCUCGCACCCCAUGUCGUCAACAACAGUUGGGGCGAUGACGACGAGAUCCCGGACGUGCCGUACUACAAGGGCCCAAUGGCCGCGUGGCGCAAGGCUGGCAUCAUCCCCGUCUUCGCAAACGCCAACAGCGGCCCCAACUGCGGCACGGUGCUCAGCCCUGGCGACUACGAUAACGUCAUUGGCGUCGGAGCCACGACCAACAAGGACGGUCUUGCGACGUUCAGCAGCAAGGGCCCCAACAAGUUUGGCCGCAUGAAGCCCGAUAUCUCAGCGCCCGGCCAAGGUGUCCGCUCGAGCUACAAGACGAGCGACACGUCCUACGCGAGCUUGAGCGGUACGAGCAUGGCGACGCCUCACGUGACGGGCGCCAUCGCGCUCCUCGUGUCGGCCAAGCCCGGCAUCACGUAUGACGAAGUGUACUCGCUCUUGACGCAGACGGUCGAGACCAAGUCGCUCAUCAACGACCCACUCACGUGCGGUGGGCUUCCGGGCGACAAGUACCCGAACAACAACUUUGGCUACGGCCGCAUGAACAUCUUGCGUGCCAUCGAGAAGAUCAAGGCGAGCUGCUAAGUGUCGAGCUUCGAGCUAGUCGAGCUAGGUGCAUUACUCGACUGCCAUAAUGUAUUGUGAGUGAA
Saprolegnia diclina VS20 is the source of this 1528-nucleotide messenger RNA. RefSeq lists its product as hypothetical. The transcript has a single exon. Gene Ontology annotation, biological process: proteolysis. The record is from RefSeq and is a predicted model, not a curated record. NCBI's taxonomy places the organism in Eukaryota, Oomycota, Saprolegniomycetes, Saprolegniales, Saprolegniaceae. The coding region runs from base 45 to 1463 and encodes 472 amino acids. Gene Ontology annotation, molecular function: serine-type endopeptidase activity.